This is a messenger RNA of Funneliformis caledonium, 225 nucleotides long. The record is from the annotation of a GenBank genome assembly. NCBI's taxonomy places the organism in Eukaryota, Fungi, Glomeromycota, Glomeromycetes, Glomerales, Glomeraceae.
AUGUAUGAAUAUGUUAAUCCAAAACUACUUAAUCUAAGUCAUAAGGAAGUUGAUUUUGAUUCUGAAUACUGGCAAGAAAUUAGUAAUAAUGAUCAAGCUGAAACAAAAAAACAAAGACCUAUGCUAACAUUAUUGUAUGGUAAUUUAAUUAUAAGUAAGGGAAUACAUAAUCAUUUGCCACCACCACCUGAAAGAACUCCAAAUGAAAUUAAAGAUGAUCUUUAA